Olea europaea var. sylvestris is the source of this 1198-nucleotide messenger RNA. Its product is annotated as extensin-like. NCBI's taxonomy places the organism in Eukaryota, Viridiplantae, Streptophyta, Magnoliopsida, Lamiales, Oleaceae. The transcript is spliced from 3 exons. The record is from RefSeq and is a predicted model, not a curated record. The coding region runs from base 506 to 868 and encodes 120 amino acids.
GUCAUAUUUGAGCAGACAACACCAGAACUUCACAGGCAGCAGUUCCUUCACUGAUGCAGCGCUUGCUGUAUUGAGGUUACGCCGCUUCAAUUGUUGUAUCCCAAAACCCCGCCCUUCAUUACAUGGAUAUUUUGUUGAAAGAAUACGUUUAUAUUUGCUAGAGACUUCUUAGAAAGUAAUCAUUUCCUGCUAUGAGAGCACCUUUGUCUGACUUGAACUCUUCCUCGUAAUUCUGCUUUACAAAUCUCUGCAUGUGAUGAAGUGAAAGUAAUAACCUUGUCUGUGUGUGUAAUUUAAGGAUUAUUAUGGGCACAUUUACCUCUUUUAUAUGGUAUCUUUCUGCUAAAACUUAUGGGCCUUUGAUGUCUUAUAACAGCCUUCUAACAUGUUACUACUACAACUACAAAGUUAAUCUGACAACUAAUUGAUUUUCCAAAGAAGAAUAUCUUUCUAUUGCUAAUGUAUUUCUUUCCUUUAUAGGCAUGCAGGGGAAGUUCAACUAAUAAUGCACUAUGCUAAUGCCAAUAAGCCAGCGAUUAGCUAUGGUCCAUCAGCUCCACCUGUUUUAGCUGCACCCGUACCUCAAAUCCCUCAUUUUUCUGCACCUCCUCCAUAUGGAUCUUCUUGUGGCCACUCAAGAGCAGAUUACCACGCACCAGCUCCUCAUUCUUCAUACCCUCCUCCCAAUUCGGCGUUGUACCCACCACCUGCAUACUAUCCUCCACAGCAAGCUGCUAAUCCAUCUCCCUAUGCGCCACCUUCAACAUAUCCUCCACCAACCUAUCCUCCGCCAGCACAGAACCCACACUAUUAUCCUCCAGGUUUGUAUCCUCCUCCUCCUCCGUCAUAUCCUCCACCACCAUACUAAGAUGGGCUUGCUGGAUGCUUUGAACAAUGAAAGGUAUUAAUCAGAGCCUUAGAUGGCGUUAGAGUGGGAUAAGGAGUAACUAAUUGAACAUUCAAUAGUUCUACAGAAUUCUUAGUCCACUUUGCUGUAAAACUUUCGCCGUGUUUUCAUUAAAUGGAAAAUGCACUUACCGAUGUUCGCAGGGCAAUAUUUUACGUUAUGUGGCUCAGUUCUUAUUAUGAUACAACAACUUGAGGAUCUUCUCACCAAACCUAAAGAGAAGCAGGCACAUUUCAUUUCGUGUAAUUGUUACUUGGAAAAUGUAUUAUAUAGUUAUUUGGGUGUGAUCAA